Messenger RNA from Medioppia subpectinata, 451 nucleotides. NCBI's taxonomy places the organism in Eukaryota, Metazoa, Arthropoda, Arachnida, Sarcoptiformes, Oppiidae. The record is from the annotation of a GenBank genome assembly.
AUCGAGAUAUUGAAAUCACUGUAUGGCGGCUCUGACCACACAUUUCAAGCCCUAUACGUGGCGUACGUCACGGGAAAACCGGUCGCCGAACAGGUAUUACAGAAAUACAAUAAAAUCAGAGAAGAGUUGCGACGAGAGGUCUACGAAAUAUUAGGAGAUGACGGCAUUUUGCUAUUCCCGACACAUCCGGACAGUUGUGUCAAAUUGAAUGCCACACUAUUCAACAGCGGAAACGUUUGCUACACAAUGGCCUUCAACUGCCUUCGAGUGGCCAUAACUCAAGUCCCGUUAGGACUCAACUCCGAUCGACUGCCUCUCGGAGUCCAAGUGAUCGCCAAACCAUUCAACGAUCACUUGACUAUAGCUGUGGCCGAAGAGUUUGAAAGACGGUUCGGCGGUUGGGUUCCGCCCACGCGAGUCAACAUCUAGUGAUUAGUCACUUAUUAGGCCA